Molecule: messenger RNA, 1100 nt
Organism: Nothobranchius furzeri (turquoise killifish)
Lineage: Eukaryota; Metazoa; Chordata; Actinopteri; Cyprinodontiformes; Nothobranchiidae
Product: RING finger protein 223
Biological process (GO): protein ubiquitination
Molecular function (GO): ubiquitin protein ligase activity
Source: RefSeq, a predicted model, not a curated record
AGGAGGAUCCAGUCUCAGAACACACACACAAAGACACACCCACUCUCACACACACACUUCAGCAGACUGUCAAACAAACCAGGAGGGAGGAUCUGAACCGGAGCACAUGCUUUCCCAAAAACUCCCGGAUGGGCUCUCUGAGUUUCAAACCACAAAAAAAUGCCCCCUAAAGCGAACAGGAAGUGAGCUGAGAAACAUCCUGAAGACGUUCAUCAGACAUCUUCAUCUCCUGCAGACAAUCCAGGAAUUAACCUGACCAAUAAGGACAAAAACAGCUGGCAGUCUGAAGGAGGCAGCACAAACCAGAGGAAGAGACACACGUUUGAAAAUGGAACAGAAUACUCGGAUUUGGCACAUGCAAGCCCCACCCCAGGAAGUGCCAGGAGAGGUGCAAAAGAAAGUGUCGGUGGCCAGCCAGCCAGAGUGCUCCAUCUGCUACAACACCUAUGACAAUAUCUUUAAAACGCCAAAGUUGCUGGAGUGCACCCACACCUUCUGUCUCGAGUGCCUUUCCCGUCUCAUGGCAGUCUCGCUAUCCGACCCGGAUGAGAGCAGUGGAAGCAUGCACCUGUCUUGCCCCUUCUGCCGUCACCCCACCAUGUUGCCAGAAGAGGGACCCCCAGCCUUGGCCACCAGCCGCGAGGUGCUCUGCAAACUGCCCGUCCACCAGCAGCACGAGGAGCCAGUGUGGCUGGAGGGAGAAAAGCUGUGCUACAAGAGCUCCAGUCAGAAUGCCUUUUCAGGUGCCCCCGACAGUCCCACGGCCUUCUGCAUCUGCGUUGACAUCGGGGCCAAUAAGUCAGUGGACACUCCUGUCCAGACGAGGCCCAGGACUCACAGCCUGAUGAGCAGGCUGUCAGACUGGAAGAGGAUGGCUCUCUUCAUUGCACUCAUGGUGCUGCUCAUUGUAGUUGUCUUGUGGCCUCUGCAGUGCAUAUUCAGCACUGGAAACAUGCGCUGCAUUAGAGAUCGACAGCAAAUCCCCACUACCACCACUACAACCACUCCUUUUACUCCCAUCACCAGGAUGUCUGGUCAGAAAGGAUAAGAGCAUCUAGUUGUCCCAACUGGAAACUUUCAGCUGAACACCGAUUGCCCCC